Monopterus albus (swamp eel) is the source of this 1973-nucleotide messenger RNA. It is a transcript of the gene dek, whose product is annotated as DEK proto-oncogene. The transcript is spliced from 12 exons. Gene Ontology annotation, cellular component: nucleus. The coding region runs from base 129 to 1490 and encodes 453 amino acids. NCBI's taxonomy places the organism in Eukaryota, Metazoa, Chordata, Actinopteri, Synbranchiformes, Synbranchidae. Gene Ontology annotation, molecular function: DNA binding; histone binding. The record is from RefSeq and is a predicted model, not a curated record. Gene Ontology annotation, biological process: chromatin organization; regulation of double-strand break repair.
GUGAAGUGGCCGCCGGAGUAAUACCCGCCCCUCCGAGAAACCGCCAUCAUGAAAUCAAAAACAAGAAACUGACAGUCAUCACCAGACCAACACAGGAUAGACUGAUACUUGUGCAGACUGAGGCAGAUAUGAGUGACGUGGCGGAGGAAGCGAUGGACAGCUCUGCGGUCUCAGAGGAGGAAGUGGAGGACCAGCGGGAGUUGUCACAGGAAGAGUCUAGUCCAAACAAAAGCCACCCCAAAAUACCAGCUGGAGGUGAAAUCAUUGAGGGCAAACGGGCGAAGAAGACAGUCGAGAGGCUCGAUUUCCAGGCACCCAAGCAAAAGGAGAAGCUCAAGAUUGGAGAUGGCAGUGGAGAUAAAUUGGGAGACAUUCCACGCACCAGCUUCCAGAUCACGAAGAUGAAGCCAGCUGAUCUGAAACCUCUGCACACCAUCUUGUUCGACAGACCUGGAAAGAUGGCCACAAUGAAGAAGAACCUGCGUCUGUUUAACGGCUUUCCCUUUGACGCUGACAGUGAACAGUAUACCAAAAAACGAGAAAAACUUCUCAAGAAUUCACAUUUUACCAACACUAAGCUAAAAGCUGUCUGUGGUGUUUUGGACCUGGAGAAGAAAGGAACCCACACAGAUCUGGUUGACAGGAUCCUGACUUUCCUUGUCGCACCAAAGAACAGCGGGAAGCGUGUGCCUAUAAAGAAAAAGAGGAAGUCAAAGAAGAAACUGACCGGUGACGACUCAAAUGCAAAGACCAAGAAGAAGAGCAAAUCCAAACCCCAGAGCUCGUCAUCUAGUCCCAAAAAAUCCAAAACGGGAAGCAAGUCCAAAGCCAUUGUCAUGGACUCCAGCAGCGACGACGAUGACGAUGAGGAAGACGAGAAGGCGGGGGCUUCAGCUGAGGCCGAGGGAUCAGAUGCAGAAGAGAAACAGUCAGAGAAAGAGGAGGACCAGUCUGACAAAUCAGACCAGUCUGAAAACAAAGAAGAGGAGGAGGAAGAGGAAGAUGAUGAGUCUUCCAGAUCAAAGUUGGCCAGAGGGAAAUCUGCAUCCAAGAAAUCAGCACCAGUAAAAAGACAGAGGACACCAGCAAAGAAGACAGGGCCUCCAAAGAAGAGAGUGAGGAAGGAAGACGUUUCAGACGAGUCCGAGUCUGAGGUCAACAGUGAGACUAAUGAGAAGCCUAAAAAGAAGAGAGCAGCUCCCGCCAAACCGGCUGCCAAAACAAAAAAGGCUGACAGUAGCAGCAACAGCAAAAACACAAACGCAGCAGAGGACAGUUCAGAUGACGACGAGCCACUCAUCAAUAUGAUUAAAAAGGCGCCGACUGAUGAACAGCUGAAGGAGACAGUGCAGAGCCUGCUGAAGGAGGCCAACCUGGAGGAGAUGACCAUGAAACAGAUCUGCCAGAGGGUGUUUGACACCUUCCCAGACCACGACCUGGCCAGCAAGAAGGACUACAUCAAACAGACCGUCAAAUCUCUCAUCACAUGAAGAAUAAUGUGGAGCCACUGCAAAACUUCAUGAGGGAAGAACUUCGGCAGAAAUGCCUGAAAAGCUCCUUUUUCAUGAGUUUCAUUCAUAUCAUAGCUUCACACCGAGCUGUUUUUUAUAUGAUUGUUUUUUAACAUGUGACUCAUGUAGAUUUUCAGAUUAACUCAACAGUGUCAGCUUUUUACAUGCGUCAGACUAACUGGACAACAGGACAUUUCUUAAAGUCGAGGUGAUUCUCAAAAACUAACCCUGACGUGUACAUUUCCUGGGUCCUUGCUAAUGAAAACAGAUUCUCUACCCUGACACACAACUUGGAUUAUUAGAUUUUAUGCUGUUGAGGUUAAUUAGUAAAAUUCAAAGAAAAAUGCAUCUUUAAGUAAAGAAAACCUUUUGCAGGUCAGAAUGAAGAGCAAUGGUGGAAAUGUUGGAAGAAUAAAUAGCAUUUUCCUUUAUUUAAAGCCCAGUUUAACAAAUCUGAUCUUU